Molecule: messenger RNA, 846 nt
Organism: Capsicum annuum
Lineage: Eukaryota; Viridiplantae; Streptophyta; Magnoliopsida; Solanales; Solanaceae
Exons: 2
Coding region: 205-513 (102 amino acids)
Source: RefSeq, a predicted model, not a curated record
AACCACCUCUUUUUAGAUAAUCAAACAAUGUAUUCUUACACUCCGCUUCAUUUCUUUCUUUAACCACCGCUUUUUAGAUAAUCAAACAAUGUAUUCUUACACUCCGCUUCAUUUCAAUAUAAAGUACUCUUUAUCCAAACUUUUCUAGACAUCCACAUGAAAAUAAUAAUAAAGAGAAAUUUAUAAAAACAUACAGAAUCAACUAUGUCUUCUAUUUUUAAAGAGACUGAUGCCGUUGCUCCAGAUAACCAGAAUGAAGUUGAUACUAAUGUUGUUGUUAUUGCUGUUCCUGGUAAUGAUGAUAGCGAAAUGAGAUCAAGUUCUGCUCAAAAAGAAGUUGACACAACUUAUUUAUCUAUAUUGAUUGGUGUGUUAAGUUAUGGAAGUGGUCAAGAUGAUGAAUACGAUGAUGAUGCGCAAAGAAAGGCUGAUCCUGAUGAAGGAUUCCUUAAACUCAUUAGCAACAUUGGAAACUGCUCUGCCUUUAAAGCGAGGAUUAUCAAGCUAUUAUGAUAGAUUCAUGAAUUUAAAUGAAGUAAGAAGUGUGAGAGAGAUUGAGAAGGAAGAAAGCCCGUUGAACAAGCGAAGAUGUUUGACAGCGACACAAUGUAUAAAUAACAUGAAUAUCAAUUCUUUUGAAAGUAAUUGUACUCUCUCCCAUUUUUUUAAUUACUUUACUCUCUCUAUGUUAAUAUACAUAACAUAGCCGACAUAUACAUAGCAUUCUAUGUAUGUGUUAAAAUUUUUGUAAUAUGUUUAGAGAGUUGAGAUUUUUUAUAAUAUUGAAAACAUAAGUUGUGUAUUUGUAUAAUUUUUAGUUAUAUUAGAUAAAUGCCUUAUUUGACA